Messenger RNA from Impatiens glandulifera, 1355 nucleotides. RefSeq names its product probable aspartic proteinase GIP2. NCBI's taxonomy places the organism in Eukaryota, Viridiplantae, Streptophyta, Magnoliopsida, Ericales, Balsaminaceae. The coding region runs from base 16 to 1317 and encodes 433 amino acids. The transcript has a single exon. Gene Ontology annotation, molecular function: aspartic-type endopeptidase activity. Gene Ontology annotation, biological process: proteolysis. The record is from RefSeq and is a predicted model, not a curated record.
UUCCUUUAACCAAAAAUGGCUUCCCCAAUUCUUCAAUAUUUCCUUCUCUCAAUCACAAUGAUCCACAUGAUCUCUAUUUCAUCCGGCCAGCCGUCAUUCCGUCCCUCCGCCCUAAUAGUCCCGGUGACCAAGGACUCCUCCACUAAUCAAUACGUCACAAAACUCAACCAACGCACCCCUCUGGUCCCAAUCAACCUAGUCCUAGACCUCGGAGGAAGAUACCUAUGGCUCGACUGCGACACCAAUUACGUCUCAUCAACCUAUCGCCCUGUUCCUUGUAACUCCGCCCAAUGCAACCUUGCCCGCUCAAACGGCUGCGGCACAUGCUCAGGACCUUCCCGCCCUGGUUGCAACAAGAACACAUGUGGGGUAACACCGGAUAACACCGUCACCCGCACCGUCACCGGCGGAGAGCUAGCAGAGGAUGUCAUUUCUCUUAACUCCACAAAUGGGUCUAAUCCGGGUAGGGCUGUUCAGGUUAACCGCUUUAUCUUCUCCUGCGCACAACCUUUCCUUCUCCAAGGUUUAGCCAAGGGAGCUUCAGGUAUGGCUGGUUUAGGUCGAACUCGGGUCUCCCUACCGGCUCAAUUCUCAUCCGCCUUCAGUUUCCAUCGCAAAUUCGCUAUAUGUCUUUCAUCCGGGACCGGAGUUGCCAUCUUCGGCGACGGACCUUACUUUUUACAACCCGGAAUGGAAAUCUCUGCUUCUCUAACUUACACUCCCCUGUUCCUGAACCCAGUCAGCACUUCAAACGCCUUCGUUAACGGCGAACCAUCUGCCGAUUACUUCAUCGGCGUCAGGUCUAUCAAAGUCGACGGGACCACCGUUCCCGUUAACUCGUCGCUGCUGAGGAUUGACAGUAAAGGUAACGGCGGGACAAAGAUCAGCACUGUAAACCCAUACACUGUUCUAGAAUCUUCGAUUUUCAAGGCGGUUACGGACGCUUACGUUAAGGCGGCGACGGCGAGGAACAUAACGAGAGUGGCGGCGGUGGCGCCGUUCGAUGUCUGUUUUAGUUCAAAGAAUGUUUUUGUGACUAGACUGGGUUGGGCGGUGCCAUGGGUGACGUUGGGGCUUCAGAAUGAGAAUGUAAGGUGGGACAUUGUGGGUUCUAAUCUGAUUGUGCAGCCUAAUGAUCAGACUUUGUGCCUGGGAUUUUUGGACGGAGGAUCGAACUCAAGAACUUCAAUUGUCAUCGGAGCUUUUCAAAUUGAAGAUAAUUUGCUGCAGUUUGAUCUAGCAGCUUCCAGGCUCGGCUUCAGCUUUUCUCUUUUGGGAAGGAGGACGACUUGCGCCAAUUUCAAUUUUACUCAAUAAAUUAAUUAAUCAACACGAAUAAUAAAUAUAUAUAUAUG